Messenger RNA from Scedosporium apiospermum, 1194 nucleotides. RefSeq lists its product as uncharacterized. The record is from RefSeq and is a predicted model, not a curated record. The coding region runs from base 1 to 1194 and encodes 397 amino acids. The transcript has 2 exons. Lineage: Eukaryota; Fungi; Ascomycota; Sordariomycetes; Microascales; Microascaceae. Gene Ontology annotation, molecular function: zinc ion binding; 5-methyltetrahydropteroyltriglutamate-homocysteine S-methyltransferase activity.
AUGAGUCCCGCCAGACUUCCUUUCCACGCCGACCAGAUCGGGUCGCUGAUCCGCCCCGCAUCACUCGCAGCUGCGCAGGAGCAGGCAGAUGCCGGCCGAAUUACCCAAGAGCAGCUUUGGGAGGAGCAGAGCAAGGCAGUGGCUGAUAUUGUCAAGAAGCAGCAGGAGCACGGAGUCCGCGCUAUCUGCUCCGGCGAGUUCGAUCGCAAGUGGUACUUUGGAGGCUUCUUCGAGAAGCUCGAAGGUUUCCGCCAAGUCAUCCCCGUCCCCUGGGAGCUUGCUAGGUUAUCCGCGCCCCCGAUUGCUGCGUUGAAGAAGGCCGGCAAGCAGUACCCCAUGGCGGCCAUUUGCGAGGGGAAGAUCAAGUACAACCAAAGUCCAUACCUCGAGAACUGGAAGCUCCUUCGGUCCAAUCUGCCGCUGGAGCAGUGGUCCGAGGCCAAGUUCACCAUGCCCCCUCCUUGCUAUUUCCACCUGCGAUUGGGUCCCGGAAAGUGCUACAGCAGUGAUGCGUAUGCCAAUGACAAGGAGUUCUUUGCCGACCUCGCCAAGGCCUACCAGCAAGAGUUCAAGACCCUCCACUCCGAGGGUCUCCGCAACAUCCAGAUCGAUGACCCCACCCUCGCUUAUUUCUGUUCCGACUCUAUGCUCCAGGCGUUGAAGGACGAUGGAGAGGAUCCCGAGGCUCUUUUCGACACUUACCUCCAGGCGCACAAUGAUUGCAUCGCCAACCGGCCAGAGGAUCUCCACGUUGGCCUCCAUAUCUGCAGAGGAAAUUUCGCCAAGUCCAUGCACUUCAGCGAGGGCUCCUACGAGAAAAUCUCCGAAAAGAUGUUCUCCACCCUCAACUACGAUACCUUCUUCCUCGAGUACGAUAACCCCCGCUCCGGCGGUUUCGAGCCCCUCCGAUUUCUCCCCAAGGGCAAGAACGUCGUCCUCGGAGUCGUCACCACCAAGGAUCCCGAGCUCGAGGACGCCGAGGUGAUCAAGUCCCGCGUGAAGCAGGCCGCCGACAUCAUCGCCCAGGGCCAAGGCGUAACCAUCGAGGAGGCCCUGCAGAGCAUCGGCAUCAGCCCCCAGUGCGGCUUCGCGAGCGUUGCCGUCGGUGCUGAAGGGAUGACUGAGGAGAAGAUGUUUGCUAAGCUUAAACUUGUGAAGGAUGUUGCUAGGGAAUUGUGGCCUGAUCGGGCGUAG